CAGCAGCACAGCUCGGUACUAGUAACGACCCCCUCUACCACAACGAGAAGAGCUCGCCUCCCAGCAUGUCAAGCUUGCGCUGCCUACUGGUGCUUCUAAGUAUGCUUGCGCUCGCAGAGGCGCGCUGCUUUUGCCCCAAAUACUGCCAGAAUCCGCCGUGUAACCCCAAGUACUCGAGCUGGUGGCAGCCGCGCUCGUACUGCAACGACGUCGAGGCGCAAGCCGAGUGCACUCUGGCGAACGUCGAAAUCACCGACAUGAUCGACUCGAUGGGGCGCAACGCCGACUUGUACAUCUACACGAUGGCGCAGCGCAGUGCGACGGCCCGCCCGAUUGAGUUUGCGCUCCUUCGCAGCAAGCUCUCGGAGGCAAUGGAAGCCAACAAGCCCAUCGGCGACUGCAACUUUGGUCUUGCGACCGCGACGCUCCUCGCCGGCGUCGACGACGUGUGCUUCUCCCCUGAGCUUUUUCAGCAGUGCGCACAUGUCGCCUUGGCGGCCGAGCCGUAUUAUCUCAACAUUCACAACGCCCUGCGCCAAGGCAUCCGCAUCGACGAAGACGCGGUGCGCCUCGGCCUCGUCGACUUGAACGGGACGCUCUCGCCUCUGGCCGCCGAGUUUGUCGACGUCGUCCGCAUGCGCGGCUCGAUCAAGCGAACCGACAUCAAGAUUCGCUGUCGCUCGUACGAGGCUCUGGUUGAGAUUGUCGGUAGCGCCGCGUCGCGCUUGUCGUGGCAUUUUUUGUUGACGACAGCGGUCGUGCUCGGAGUGCUGUAGGUUGUAGGUGAUUGAUCAUUCGAAUAAUUAUAAACACACGUUUUAGUACCAGUGCAAA
Messenger RNA from Saprolegnia diclina VS20, 834 nucleotides. RefSeq lists its product as hypothetical. Bases 66 to 776 code for a protein of 236 amino acids. Lineage: Eukaryota; Oomycota; Saprolegniomycetes; Saprolegniales; Saprolegniaceae. The transcript has a single exon. The record is from RefSeq and is a predicted model, not a curated record.